UGUUACUCAUUAGACACAGUGCUGGGAGCCCUGCGCUGCAGAGUAUAAGAAGGGGUGGAGGCACCUUCACAUCUCCACCUUGUGUUGAGCUUCACACAGCUGCCCACAGCCUCCAGCCGCCUUGGUCAAGGAGAUACCGCAUCCUCGAGAAAUCAUGGACUUCAGUGGAACAUGGCAGGUCUACGCUCAGGAGAACUACGAGGAUUUCCUCCGGGCCAUGGAUCUCCCUGAGGACGUCAUCAAGGUGGCCAAGGACAUCAAACCAGUUACUGAGAUCAAACAGAACGGCAAAGACUUUGUGAUCACUGCCAAGACUCCUGGAAAGACUGUGACCAACACCUUUACUAUUGGCAAGGAGGCUGAUAUCACCACCAUGGACGGCAAGAAGCUCAAGUGCAUCGUCAAUCUGGAGGGAGGAAAGCUGGUCUGCAACACUGGCAAGUUCACCCACAUCCAGGAGAUCAAGGGAGGAGAGAUGGUCGAGACUUUGACCGUGGGCUCAACCACUCUCACCAGGAGGAGCAAAAAGAUCUAAGCUGGCAGUGAAAAGAACAACAUCUAUUUAAAUAAAAGUCUUG
Salarias fasciatus (jewelled blenny) is the source of this 578-nucleotide messenger RNA. RefSeq names its product fatty acid binding protein 10a, liver basic (gene fabp10a). The transcript is spliced from 4 exons. Gene Ontology annotation, molecular function: lipid binding. The coding region runs from base 155 to 535 and encodes 126 amino acids. The record is from RefSeq and is a predicted model, not a curated record. Lineage: Eukaryota; Metazoa; Chordata; Actinopteri; Blenniiformes; Blenniidae.